Messenger RNA from Mya arenaria, 2483 nucleotides. RefSeq lists its product as uncharacterized. The transcript is spliced from 9 exons. Bases 86 to 1609 code for a protein of 507 amino acids. NCBI's taxonomy places the organism in Eukaryota, Metazoa, Mollusca, Bivalvia, Myida, Myidae. The record is from RefSeq and is a predicted model, not a curated record.
ACCACAGCUAAAAUAUUAUUUGCAGAAAACGGCGAUAAAUUAAACUGGAAUUAGAAAUGCGGCGUUUAAAUUAAUUUAAUGAAACAUGGGAUUACUAUCUGUGAUAUUAAAAUGUGUGCCCUUUAAAACCCGUUAUCAUCAGGAUUUAUAUCCCUCGGUGAACGUGCCUACUCCAGAUAGAUACAUAACUCACAAUAGACAGAUCAAUGAGGGAGAGUUAUGGAUACUGCAGGAAGCUGAGAAACAACGCUCGCCCGGCGUAGAAAUUCGAAAUACUCUUAUUGAAAAGGAAACUGUCUUAAGUGGGCCUGAUAAUGAUUCAUUUAUUAACCUUUGUCCAUAUGACAGUUCACAAGACACUGACAAUGAGGAAGAAACAUAUGCUUUCAUAGAUGAAUAUUUAAAACCAGGAAUUGGAUGUGAGAUCCAGGAACGCACACAUUAUGAGCGAAGAACUAUGACAUUUGAGGAGCUGAUUAUAACAUGUGUGGACGUCAAACAGAUUCUGCCUUACCUGACAUUUGUCGAGUAUCCUCAGUCAUACAGGAAUAUUGCAAAUUACAGAAGUGGACGAGAGGCAACAAAAACUCUCAUCGAAGAUAUUCAGAAGAGCAAAGAACUUGGAAGAUGGAGACAAUUUGUCGAGGCUCUUGAACGCUGUGGAUAUGAGUAUGUGGUUAAGUGUCUUAAAGGUCAACAUGUUCAAGAUAACUCCUGCCAAAAACAGUUCUUGAAAAUAAUGAGUAUGACCAUAAGAAAUUAUAUAACUCCAACGGAGCUUACACCUUUCCUAUGGAAUUAUGGAGUGAUUAAUGAUGAGGACAAGCAAAGAAUUGAAUGCCAGCAAACUGCGCAUGGAGUGAUUCAAGCGGCGGAUAUGUUGUUGGAAAUAAUUCCAACGAAGAUAGAAAACUGGUACAGACGUUUUGUAGAUUCAUUGGUAGCUGCAAAGAUGACAGAUGUUGCAGAUCUAUUGAGAAUCCCUGAGAUAAUGGAUAUACCGUCUGGACUGAAAUCUACACCUGGCAAAACAGAAUUGGCUUUAUCAAAUUCUGUUCCUGAAAACAAAUGUGCAACUCCAGAUGGACCAAAGUCGCUGGGUAAGCUAUCAGCAAUAAUUUACGUUCCGGAAGGUACACCAAACGUCAACGUAGUUGACAUACAAGGAAGAACGACUAUCCCACAAUUAUUCGACAUCCAUGUGGAAGAGGAAGAAUAUGAAUAUAUUGAUAUUCCAACCCCACUAUUAUUAGAGGAAGUAGAGGCUGACGAUAUUGAGAGCGUGAUAUACGAGAAUUGUAUCUCUACUGAACAUGUUCACAUGGAAUGCAAACCUAUUACAGAAGGCGAUGUUCAUAAGGAAGAGGAAGACAACCAAUAUUCGGAUAAAGGACUUUAUUCUGCAAAUCAAUUGUCACCGACUAAGUUAGGAAAAGAAACAACAGAUAACGAACAAGUUACAGACCUGCCAAAUGACUUCUAUGGACAAGUUGUUAAGCCCCUCAAUGAAAGACAUCAAUUGUACAAAGAUUCAGCUAUCUACAUGUCUGACAUUGUAACUAUGUAUGAGGAACCAGAAAUUGUAGUAGUUUCAUGUCCAUUUGUUUAAUUCAAUCAUUUUAAAUAUUUCAGCCAGUGUUAUGGCUAGUAUUAAAAAUAUAGAUAACGAAAAUUUGAAACGUCGUUCCACGCAUCAAACGAUGUAUUGGAACUUUGUCAAUAUAGGUCAUCGCUGCAAAAGACAUUCGAUCGAAAGAUUACACAUUGACGGUAAAUCAUUUAAACACUGUCUUUGGACAUUGUCAGUCAUCAAGGUCACACACACGCACGCACGCGCACACGCGCACGCGCGCACGCGCAAUUUCCUUACUUAAACAUGUGUCCUUAAUUAUAUUGGUCUGUAUUGAUACCGUUGUUGUUGUUGUUUUUGCUGUUUUUCGUUGUUCAUGUGUCUAUUUAUGCAUUAGCACUGUAAUAAGUGCUAUUUUGAUCGACUAUUUAUCUUACAGUUUUGUAUAAGUCUGCCAAACUAUUGAUACAACAUACAAAAAUCUUGAAUAUAUACAUCUUCGAGCAAUGAUAAUAAGAAAUAGAUGAGGCGGCACUUUUUGUGUUGUGCCGGUAUCUAGCCUUUUGUAUAUGUAUGAACAUAAACACAUUAUGAUUAAAACUGUUUAAAUUUCAUAACUAUCAUGCAAUGCAAUACAUAGCACAUUAAAUUGUUUUCAAAAAAUUAAAUCUAAAUCAGAUAACAUUUACAUUAGUAUAUCCAUAGUAUUGAAUCAUUUACAUUUGAUUUUUCUUAUGCAGUUUGGAAUUUAGAAUUUUCCUUUCGCUUCUAGGUUCCAAAACCGUGCAAUUAUAAACAAAUAAACCAAACAUUAUAAGUAAUAACUCUAUUUCUUUUUACUAAUUGAGUUAUUGUCUUCACUUAUUUUGCAAGUAUCGGUGUCUUUAUCCCUCGAUUUAAAACCACCAUGCCA